GGCACCAUGCCCGCUUCAGGCUCCGAACUGUCGGACUUGCAGUCGCCGCCCGCCUCGCAAGAGUGGGGCGCCGAGCCGCCUCCUCACGGGGAGCUGCAGUACCUGGGGCAGAUCGAGCAUAUCCUCCGUUGCGGGUUCCGGAAGGGCGACCGCACCGGUACUGGCACCCUGUCGGUGUUCGGCAUGCAGGCGCGCUACAGCCUGAGAGAUGAAUUUCCUCUGUUGACAACCAAACGUGUAUUCUGGAAGGCCGUUUUGGAGGAGUUGCUGUGGUUUAUUAAGGUAAAAAAGGGAGGAGAGAGGAUAGGCACAAAGCCCAGGCUGUGUGGCACCAUAGCCUUGUUUGUAACCAUUACGCCAGGUGACUUUGUACACACUUUGGGAGAUGCACACAUUUACCUGAAUCACAUUGAGCCACUGAAAAUGCAGCUUCAGCGAAAACCAAAGCCUUUCCCGAAGCUUAAAAUCCUUCGAAAAGUUGAGACAAUCGAUGACUUCAAGGCUGAAGACUUUCAGAUUGAAGGGUACAGUCCUCAUCCAACUAUUAAAAUGGAAAUGGCCAUUUAGAGUGCUUUUUAAGGAGUUGUUUGAAGGAUAGUCAGUCUUUAGGGCUUGGACUGGAUGCUCAGGUGGAAGUUCUUUGUUCUCAAGGAGGAAGGAACUACGUCAAAACUCCUGGUGACUUAUCAGUUAUUAACUCUAAAGGCUGUUACUGUUGGCAAGUGUAACUGUUAGUUCUUUUAGUAAUAGAAGGUGAGUUUUUAACACAUUGAGGAUGUAUGAAAAUGCUGAAAUUAUGACUAGAAGAUUAAGAAUUUAUAUGCUCAACAAAAACAUGUACAUGGUAUUUCAGUCCCAUAUUUUUAUGAAGGUUAGUGAAUUUCAAGGUUUUAUAAGCUAUUCUCCAAAUUUGAAUGAGCCAUUAAUAAUGACAAUGUAUAACUGGUGUGGUUAUGAACCACACCAAGUUAAAGUUACUUGUUUUAUACAUUGCUAUAAUAAAGAAGUUUUCAGCAUUUA
Molecule: messenger RNA, 1020 nt
Organism: Hipposideros armiger (great roundleaf bat)
Lineage: Eukaryota; Metazoa; Chordata; Mammalia; Chiroptera; Hipposideridae
Gene: TYMS
Product: thymidylate synthetase
Exons: 4
Coding region: 7-567 (186 amino acids)
Biological process (GO): dTMP biosynthetic process
Cellular component (GO): mitochondrion; cytosol
Molecular function (GO): thymidylate synthase activity
Source: RefSeq, a predicted model, not a curated record